CAAAUGACAAUGACCUUUAAAAAUAUAAUACUAAGUUUUUCUAUAUCAUAGCUUUGUACUUGAACUUAAAUGGAAAUUGAGUAGUUAUUACACAUGGACAUAACUCUCUUUUCCCCAAAACAACAAACACAAAUACACUUCUUUCCUAAUUCCCAUCACCCAAUAAGCCAUGAUCAACCACCUAUAGACAUGCAAAACAAUAGCAACAUUAACAAUAACCAUAAGAGCAACAACCACCCCCAUAGUAGCCACACCACGAGUAGCCGGUCAUCGGAUUCCGGUGAGCCUUCUGGGUCUGCAAGUGGUAAUGGAUGGGCAUCAAAGCUUCUUAAAGAGUGUGCAAAAGCUAUCUCUGAGAAAGAUUCAACAAAAAUCCAUCAACUUCUUUGGAUGUUAAAUGAGCUUGCUUCCCCUUAUGGAGAUUGUGAUCAAAAAUUGGCUUCUUAUUUCCUACAAGCUUUAUUUUGCAAGGCAACAGAAUCCGGUCACCGGUGUUUCAAAACCCUAGCUUCAGUUGCUGAAAAGAGUCACUCCUUCGAUUCUGCUAGGAAAUUGAUACUAAAAUUCCAGGAGGUAAGUCCUUGGACAACUUUUGGUCAUGUUGCUUCUAACGGUGCAAUCUUGGAAGCAUUAGAAGGUGAAACUAGACUUCAUAUAAUUGAUAUUAGUAAUACCCUUUGCACUCAAUGGCCUACUCUGCUAGAAGCUUUAGCUACAAGAAACGAUGAGACUCCUCAUUUAAAGCUCACUGUUGUUGUAACUGCGAGCAUAGUAAGAUCAGUUAUGAAGGAAAUAGGUCAAAGAAUGGAGAAAUUUGCUAGGCUAAUGGGAGUUCCUUUUGAAAUUAAUGUAAUAAGUGGGUUAAGCAAUUUAUCAGAGCUGAGUCGGGAAGGCUUGAGUGUUCAAGAAGAUGAAGCUAUAGCGAUUAAUUGUAUUGGGGCAUUAAAAUUAGUUGAAGUAGAGGAAAGAAAUGAUGUUAUUCAAAUGUUUCAUUCACUUAACCCUAAAGUUGUUACAAUUGUUGAAGAGGAAGCUGAUUUUACUAGCUCAAGAUAUGAUUUUGUUAAGUGCUUUGAAGAGUGUCUUAGGUAUUAUACACUAUAUUUUGAGAUGCUUGAAGAUAGCUUUGCCCCAACUAGCAAUGAAAGAUUGAUGUUGGAGAGAGAGUGUUCAAGAAGCAUAGUUAGGGUUUUAGCCUGUGAUCAUAAUGAAGAAAAUUGUGGAGAAGGAGAGUGUGAGAGAAGAGAAAGAGGAAACCAAUGGUGUGAGAGACUCCGGGAAGCCUUUUCGCCUGUCGGGUUUAGUGAUGAUGUUAUUGAUGAUGUCAAAGCAUUGCUUAAGAGAUACAGAGGUGGAUGGUCACUAGUACAACCUUCUCAAGGAGAUGAAUCAGUAGGACUUUACUUGACAUGGAAAGAGGAACCAGUAGUUUGGGCUUCAGCUUGGAAACCCUAAUUCCAUUUGAAAAGCUUAUAUAUGAUGAUGAUGAUGAUGAGAGCUAUAUUAGCGCCAUAUAUAUUUCUACGUCUAUACUCUACUACUCAAGUCAUCAAAAGAAGGUAUUUAAGUGAUUGCCAUGAAAAUAGAAUUUGAUGAUAUGAUCAUUAUGGGAGCUUCCUAGUACUGUUUUUAUGUUUUCAUUCAAAAAUCUUGUUAUCAUAUAAUUAUUCAUGCAUAUUUUGUAUUUUAUCUUAUGUCCAAGCUUUUCUUUUCUUUUUCUUUUCUUUCUUUCUUUCUUUCUUUCUUUCUUCUUUUUAAUUUUCUGCUUUGUGCUUGGGAGUUUGUGUUGCUUUUAACUGCUUUUAGAUCAUUGUAUUUGUUUGAAGGUGUUUGCACUUAGUGCCUCUUUUUUCAGUUCCAUACCAUCAUCCCAUCUCCCCUUUUGGAUUGUUGCUUAUUACUAUCUUUCUUCUCAAUGAUUAUUAGUUUUGUGCAAUUUGUAACAAAAUAUUUAUAUGUAUCCAUCUCGAUAAAGUUUAAUUACA
Molecule: messenger RNA, 1985 nt
Organism: Jatropha curcas
Lineage: Eukaryota; Viridiplantae; Streptophyta; Magnoliopsida; Malpighiales; Euphorbiaceae
Product: protein SHORT-ROOT
Source: RefSeq, a predicted model, not a curated record